This is a messenger RNA of Saccharomyces kudriavzevii IFO 1802, 2178 nucleotides long. RefSeq lists its product as uncharacterized. Gene Ontology annotation, cellular component: cytosol; mitochondrial outer membrane; nucleus. The record is from RefSeq and is a predicted model, not a curated record. Gene Ontology annotation, molecular function: protein binding. The transcript has a single exon. Lineage: Eukaryota; Fungi; Ascomycota; Saccharomycetes; Saccharomycetales; Saccharomycetaceae. The coding region runs from base 1 to 2178 and encodes 725 amino acids.
AUGUUUAAAGUGUUUGGAUUCGGUGCGAGGGAAGAGGUUCCUGAGCUUUCACAAGAAGAGAAAACGAAAGCCAUCUUGAAACAAGCUCAUGAUUUCGAACAGGCAUUGCGUGCGAUGGAUUACGUCCUGGACGAUAACGCUGAUGAGGGCUUGGCACUGCUAGAUGAGAGUGAUGCUAAGGAAGGAUCAGAUCAAACUAUUAAUGCCUUGGCUCGUGGUGUCAUUGAAUUUUUGGAGGCGACUUUAGGUUUUGAAGCUGAGGAGAUGAAAAAGGCUUCUGCCACUUUGGCUAAGGCAGAAACUUUGUCAUUGAAAAGCAGAGAGAAGGCCCAGAAGGUUGGUCUGAAAAGUAGUUCUAUGUACCCACCCGGGACGGUUUAUGCCGUGACUUAUACUGAGUCCUGUCUUUUGCAUGCCCUAUUGAUGAUCUUCAGUGAAAGUAUGAUGGAGGCAGCCAAGGCGAUUUUGAAGCUCAGAAAAUCGUACUACAUGUUGCAAGAAAUUUUGGAAACUAUUAAAGCUGCAAAUAAGGCCAAGAAAAUGGAACUAUCGUCUGGUGGUGAAGAUAAAGAAUGCACGCCAGCAACCUUUAUAACUGGUGGCGAUGCGUUUAAUUCCGUUGAUAUUCCUUAUGAACUAAGCCCAGAGGAACAAAAGGACAAAGAUCUUCUUCAGUUUGCCGAGCAAAUCCAUAGCAUGAGGGUUGAAAGAUUGUCCGGCGCCCAUAUUGGUAACUCUCCUGCAAUUAAUAGACUGAGAGGUCAAUUGGGUUUACAAGCAAUGGAAGAUUUGCCAGAGAGGGAAAUUACCGACCAUCAAGUUCUUUCAGAUGACAUAGAUUUAAGUCAAGCUACGAUCGAUGAAUUCGUCCAUUCCGGUGUCAAUCUAUGUUUUGGUAUCUUAAAAGUAGUCAUAUCGCUUUUGCCGCCUGCUAUUGGUGCAGUUCUUUCUGUAGUUGGUUUUAGAGGUUCCAGGGAAGAGGGUCUAAGGCUUGUUUGGAAAGCGACAAAGCAAAGAAAUGUUCAUGGUUGUAUUGGUUUGUUGGCUUUAAUGUUCUACUACGAUGGACCCUUCCAAUUUACUGACGAUGACUUCGACAUACCUGCAGCAAUCAAGGAUUCUAAUGGCAGUGAGGAUUCAGACGAUGAAGAUAUGGACGGGCCUACAUUGCUGCAUCCUGGGAAGAUUCUGGAGGACGCAUUGUUGCAAUCAAGAGCACUAUUUCCCAACAGCGCAUUAUGGCUGUUGAAUGAGGCAAGGAUGCUGUCUGGUAAGGGGCGUUUAGAGGAGGCGGUCGCGCUGAUGGAUUCAAUUGACGUUACCAAAAUUCGCAUGAGACAGGUUAAGUCUUUGAUGAUUUUUGAUCGCGCUAUCACGUUAAUUCAUUUGCAUCAAUAUGAUAGAGCCGCAGAAGAUAUUCUAUCGCUGUUGGACAUUAGCGAUUGGUCACAUGCCUUUUACACAUAUUUUGCUGGUUGCUGCUAUUUAGAAAACUGGCGAAUGUGUGAAAUGGGAAUAAUGAAGUCUGACCAAAAGGAUGAGUAUCAAGAGAAGGCUAAAGAACUCAUUUUCAGUUCGGUGGAUUUGCUAGGUAAGAAGACUUUCAAAUCAAAAAAUCUUCCAUUGGAUAGGUUUAUACUGAGAAAAGUUGAGCAGUUCAAGGAAAACGAAGAGGAACUUGGAGUGGAAAAUCCACUGGAUGCCAUCGCUACUUCACCAGUGCACGAAAUUGCAUACUUCUAUAAUGGUUAUAAUAGAAUGUCCGAAGAACAUUUAAAAUUAGCCAAGAAAAUGCUAACAGAGUAUAGAAACCCUGCCAUUGAAGCCUUAGACCCAGAUCAAGAGUUAGUCAAGGAUCUUUUGGUUUCUUUGACAUUAAGGAGACUGGGCAAUAUUGAAGAAGGUUGUGAUAUAUUGGAUGAAAAGGUUUUACCUAAAUUCUUUUCCGUCCAAAAUGGUAAGGUGAAGUAUAUCAAGAAGGCUGAAGAUCCAUGGGCUUAUCCGACCGCCCUUUAUGAACGCGCUCUAUUCACGUGGAAACUAAAGGGUAUGGAAGGCCUCUCAGAAAGCAAAGAAUGGUUGUUGAGAGCUCAAGGCUAUGCAGAUGACUAUGAGUUGAGUACGCGUGUAGGUAUGAAGAUUAAAGCUGCCAUUGACCGGGUUGACCACUCGCUGUAA